Saprolegnia diclina VS20 is the source of this 1252-nucleotide messenger RNA. RefSeq lists its product as hypothetical. Gene Ontology annotation, cellular component: late endosome membrane; ESCRT II complex. Bases 23 to 1207 code for a protein of 394 amino acids. Gene Ontology annotation, biological process: protein transport to vacuole involved in ubiquitin-dependent protein catabolic process via the multivesicular body sorting pathway. Gene Ontology annotation, molecular function: phosphatidylinositol-3-phosphate binding; ubiquitin binding. The record is from RefSeq and is a predicted model, not a curated record. NCBI's taxonomy places the organism in Eukaryota, Oomycota, Saprolegniomycetes, Saprolegniales, Saprolegniaceae. The transcript is spliced from 6 exons.
GCCAGCAACAAAAAGCCUCCUCAUGAGUGACGAAGCGCCGCCGGCCGUGGCCCUCGCCGUCUUCUCGCCGCUACCGCUUACCGAGACGGGCCGGCCAGUGCUUUGGCCGUCCGAGGUUGAGGUCUACAGCCAGUCCCAUGUCUCGCUCUACGACCAGCAUGUCAAGACCCAGUACGUCCAUGGCCGGUGCGUGAUUACGACGCACCGCCUCCUAUGGCUCUCGGACGACACGGGCACCAACCUCUUCAUGCCACUGGCCGCCGUCGAUCGGCUCGGCAAGGAGGCUGGCUUUAUCACACGCUCGUCCAAGAUCAAGAUCGACUACACCCACGAAAAUGCGUCCAAGCUGCUCAAGCUGUCGUUCAAAGCGGGCGGCCGCGACGAGUUCUUUGUGCCGCUCGAGACGUCGCUGUGCCGGCGUGCGUGGGCCGACACCAAGUCGGUGAGCGCGCUGGCUGACCGCCGUCUCCAGACGCGGCAGUUUGACCCGAUGCAAGCCGGCAUUGGUGGCAUCAUGCAGCGCCGCCAAGAGGAGCAAAAGCAGACGUCGGAGCUCACGACGCAGUCGUUCUCGGACCUCAACGCGCUCAUGGACAAGGCCAAGGACAUGGUGGGGCUCAUUGAGCGGUACGUGGCGACGGCCAACAGCAGCGCGGCCGCCGAGGCAACCACCGCAGAUGAGACGACGCAGAUGCAAGCGCUCCUGCUCAACAUGGGCAUUGCAAGCCCGGUAACACGCGAGAACGCGGGCGACGCGUACCACCAGCAGCUCGCGCGCCAGCUCGCCGAGUUUCUCAAGGAACCUAUGGCGCGCCACGGCGGCAUUCUCACGCUGUCGGACAUCUACUGCCUCUUCAACCGCGCCCGGGGCACGGAGCUCAUCUCGCCCGACGAUCUGUACCAUGCUGCGAUGCUGCAAAAACCAUUGCACUUGGGCUUGCACGUGCGCAAGUUUGAUGGCGGUCUCAUCGUUCUCCAGUCUGAUUCGCACAAUGAAGAGCAGGUGGCCGUGCGUCUCGAGAACUUGGCGCGGACGGCCAAAGACAGCUGCAUCACGUCCAACGACGUGGCGACAGAGAUGCACGUAUCCUUGUCGCUCGCCCACGAGUACCUCAAGGUGGCCGAGCAGCGUGGCAAGCUGUGCCGAGAUGAUACCGUCGAAGGACUCAACUUUUACCCCAACCGGUUUCCCGAAUUUUUGGUUUAAAUCAACAGAAUCUUCUUUUGUGUACAUAAUGUAUAGAAAGGGCAC